AUGGCAGAAAAAAUUGGCGUAGAAAUUAAAAUUCCACGUAUUAUAUCCAAACAAAAAAAUGGAUCAAAUUACAAAACCGAUUCUAUUGAACACUAUUACAGACUUUCUAUUUUCAUUCCAUACUUAGAUUCACUAAUAUCAUCUCUUUCACAACGAUUUUCAAGUACAAAUAAUAUAGCAUUCUCAAUAAGUCUACUGUAUCCUAUAAAUAUUAAAAAGUACACCAUUAAUGAUUUCAAAGAAAAAAUUAUGCUGAUUAGUGAUUAUUAUGAAAUUGAAAAUAUGAUAGAAGAAUCUACUAUUUGGUAUCAGUAUUGGAUUGAUAAAAAUUUAAUUGACUCCCAGUGUGUUGAAAUUUCGUUUGUUGAUUUAUUGGCUCAUUGCGAAUAUUAUCCUGCAAUUUUUCAAAUACUUAAUAUUUUUGUAUCACUGCCUCCGACAACGUGCACAAUAGAAAGAUCGUUCAGUACAUUAAAACGAGUAAAAACGUGGCUUUGCUCAACUACAGAAGAAGAUCGUUUAAAUGGAUUGUGUAUGAUGAGCCUUCAUCGUGAAAGAGUUAACGCAAACAAGGAUACAUUAAUUCAGGAUGUCAUUAAUAUUUUUGGAAUAAAAUGA
This is a messenger RNA of Sipha flava (yellow sugarcane aphid), 618 nucleotides long. RefSeq names its product 52 kDa repressor of the inhibitor of the protein kinase-like. NCBI's taxonomy places the organism in Eukaryota, Metazoa, Arthropoda, Insecta, Hemiptera, Aphididae. The coding region runs from base 1 to 618 and encodes 205 amino acids. Gene Ontology annotation, molecular function: protein dimerization activity. The transcript has a single exon. The record is from RefSeq and is a predicted model, not a curated record.